This is a messenger RNA of Myotis lucifugus (little brown bat), 1554 nucleotides long. RefSeq names its product TBK1 binding protein 1 (gene TBKBP1). The record is from RefSeq and is a predicted model, not a curated record. NCBI's taxonomy places the organism in Eukaryota, Metazoa, Chordata, Mammalia, Chiroptera, Vespertilionidae. Gene Ontology annotation, cellular component: cytoplasm. The transcript has 10 exons. Gene Ontology annotation, biological process: canonical NF-kappaB signal transduction. Bases 364 to 1554 code for a protein of 396 amino acids.
CUGGGGGACUCGGGCAGCCCUCUCCUCCGGGCCGGGCCCUCUCCCAGCCCCCGGCCCCUCUGCGCAUCCUGACGCUCGUCCAGGACUUCCUGUGGGUCCCAGGUCAGGGGUGAGGAGGGCCUGGAGGGUGGCCACGGCCCGCGGAGAGUGGGGGAGGCAUUUCCCUUUCCUGAACUCUGGGAUCCUGCAGGAGGAAGCUGGGGAGCUGGGCGGGGGCUCAGCAGAGGAAGUGCUGACAGUGGUGGGGCUGACCCUCCCAGGAGCACUGAGCCUUCCUUAGAGAGGAGCCAGGGGUGCCAGAGGCCGGGAUGAGGGGCUUGGCAGAGAGGAGGCCCCAGGGGUGCUGCAGCCCCGGCCCUCGCCAUGGAGUCCAUGUUUGAGGAUGACAUCAGUAUCCUGACCCAGGAAGCCCUGGGCCCCAGUGAGGUGUGGCUGGACGCUCCUGGAGACGCAUCGCUGGGGGGGGACAUGUGCUCCGCCUCCCACUUUGCCCUCAUCACGGCCUACGGAGAUAUCAAGGAGCGUCUGGGGGGCCUGGAGAGGGAGAACGCCACCCUUCGGCACCGCCUCAAAGUUUAUGAGAUCAAGUACCCGCUGAUCAAUAACUUCGGAGAGGAGCACGGCUUCUCUCUGUAUGAAAUCAAGGAUGGCUCCCUGUUGGAGGUGGAGAAGGUCAGCCUACAGCAACGGCUCAACCAGUUCCAGCAUGAGUUGCAGAAGAAUAAGGAGCAGGAAGAACAGCUCGGGGAGAUGAUCCAGGCUUACGAGAAACUCUGUGUGGAGAAGAGCGACCUGGAGACAGAGCUUGGGGAGAUGCGGGCCCUGGUGGAGACCCACCUGCGGCAGAUCUGUGGUUUGGAGCAGCAACUGCAGCAGCAACAAGGCCUCCAGGACACAGCGUUCUCCAGCCUGAGCCCCCCGCUGGGCCCGCCCUGUGCUGAUCUGGACCUGCACUACCUGACCCUGAGAGGGGGGUCUGGCUUGAGUCACGCAGGCUGGCCCGGCCCCGCGCCGAGUGUGAGUGAGCUGGAGCGGAGGCGCCUGGAAGAGGCUCUGGAGGCUGCCCAGGGAGAAGCCCGGGGGGCUCAGCUCCGGGAAGAGCAGCUCCAGGCCGAGUGCGAGCGGCUGCAGGAGGAGCUGAAGCAGCUGCAGGAGACCCGGGCCCAGGAUCUGGCCUCCAACCAGUCGGAGCGGGAGAUGGCGUGGGUGAAAAGAGUUGGAGAUGAUCAGGUGAACCUGGCGCUGGCUUACACGGAGCUGACGGAGGAGCUGGGCCGGCUGCGGGAGCUGAGUUCGCUGCAGGGGCGGAUCCUGAGGACGCUGCUGCAGGAGCAGACGAGGAGCGGCGGCCAGAGGCACUCGCCGCUGUCGCAGCGCCACUCCCCGGCCCCCCAGUGCCCCUCGCCCUCCCCGCCGGCGCGAGCGCUGCUGAUGGAGACAGUGGGCUCUGACGUCCGCAGCUGCCCCCUCUGCCAGCUGGGUUUCCCCGUCGGGUAUCCGGACGACGCCCUCAUCAAACACAUUGACUCCCACCUGGAGAACAGCAAGAUCUAG